AAGGGGGUUGUCGGCAAGUAUGAAACCUACAUGAUGAAACACAGUUAAAUAAUGGUUGUAUUUUAAUAUUUAGCAUCCUGAUUUCUAUGAGAUCAGAAUCAAAUCAUGCAGUCGCGGAUUCUGUACCAAGGCACAGCCGCUGCUGUCGCUGCUAGAAGACUUAAAAAUAUUUUGGGACCUGUCAUGGGAAAAGGAGGCUGGACAUGGAAAGCACAUGAGGUCAAACUUCUUAACACCUCUUCAGGUGAUACAGUAAAAAUAGGGGAAAUGUCAUUCCAACUGAAAACGCCUCGAAAUCCAGAACUUGUGCCAGUCAAACACAUGACAGGGUCCCUGCCCCAAACUGUGGCCCAGCAUCUACGCUGGAUUAUGCAGAAAGACCUCCUGGGCCAGGAUGUGUUCCUAAUUGGGCCCCCUGGACCACUCCGUCGUUCCAUUGCCAUGCAAUAUCUGGAGCUGACAAAGCGGGAAGUGGAGUACGUAGCUCUGUCCCGGGACACCACUGAGACAGACCUCAAGCAGCGCAGAGAGAUUCGAGCAGGAACCGCCUUCUACAUCGACCAGUGCGCGGUGAGAGCUGCGACCCAGGGCCGGAUUCUCAUCCUGGAGGGGCUGGAGAAGGCAGAGCGUAACGUCCUGCCGGUGCUCAACAACCUGCUGGAGAACCGGGAGAUGCAGCUGGAGGAUGGCCGUUUCCUCAUGUCUGCUCAACGCUACGACAAACUGCUGGAGGAGCAUACAAAGGAGGAACUGGAUGCCUGGAAGAUCGUGCGGGUGAGUGAGGACUUCCGGGUCAUUGCUCUGGGGCUGCCCGUCCCGAGGUACAAAGGAAACCCCCUGGACCCGCCCCUGCGCUCCCGAUUCCAGGCCAGAGAUGUCUUCUACCUGCCCUUUAAGGAUCAGCUUGAACUUCUGUACAGCAUUGGGCCAAAUGUCGCAGCUGAGAGAGUGUCCCAGCUCCUGUCCUUUGCCACCACCCUUUGCUCCCAAGAGUCUGCUGGCCUAGGACUACCUGACUUCCCUGUGGACAGUCUGCCUGCAGCUCUCAAAGUCCUGGACCUGUUCCCCAUGCUCUCCUCUCAGCAGCUGGUUCAGAGGCUGUACCCAUAUGAGGCCAUGCUGGGCAAGGAGGGCCGCACUGCUGUGGAGAACACGCUGAAGCGGUUCGAGCUCCGCGAUUCAGUAAGGCACCCGUCCUCCAUGGCAGUCACGAAGGUGGAGGCCCUCAGUGGAGACCGGCAGGGACGGGCUGCUGUCACCAUCCAUGUUGCCGAUAAGGACGUCACAUUUGAGGUCCCAGCUGGAACCCGGCCCCCUCGCCCCCCCUCCAGCAGCCCCAACUUCAUCAGCACCACCACCCACACCCGUCUGCUGGCCGAGAUGAUGCAGUCCCACCUGGUCAAAGACAUGUGCUUGAUGGGAGCCAAGGGGUGUGGCAAGUCUGUGAUUGCUAGAGAGUUUGCAGAGAUGCUGGGGUAUAGCAUCGAACCCAUAAUGUUGUACCAGGACAUGACAGCGCGAGACCUGCUCCAGCAGAGGUACACCUUGCCCAAUGGGGACACGGCCUGGAGGGCGUCCCCGCUGGUCACCGCCGCGCAGGAGGGCAAGCUGGUCCUGCUGGACGGUAUCCACCGGGUCAACCUGGGCACCCUAGCCGUGCUCUCCAGGUUAAUCCAUGACAGAGAGCUGGCUCUCUAUGACGGGACCCGGCUGCUGAGAUCAGACCGGUACCAGGCCCUGAAAGAGGAGCUACAACUGUCUGACCAAGACCUACAGCAGAGGUCCAUCUUCCCCAUCCACCCCUCCUUCCGCAUAGUGGCCCUGGCGGAGCCCCCCGUGGCCGGCAGCACCUCGCAGCAGUGGCUGGGCCCCGAGCUCCUCACCAUGUUCCUGUUCCACACCAUGAAGCCCUUGGGAGUGGCGGAGGAGACGGCUAUCAUCAGCGCCAUGACGCCAAAUGCUCCAACAGAAGCCGUAGAACAGUUGCUGCGCCUGACCCACAGCCUGAGACAAACCAACGACCCAACAGCCCAGUCCCUGGCCUCCUCCCUCUCCACCAGGCAGCUGCUGAGAAUCUGCCGCCGUCUGUCCCAGUACCCAGAGGAGAGCGUUGGUCACGCUGUCAACAAAGCCUGUCUCUCCAGGUUCCUGCCCAGCCUGGCCCGAUCUGCCCUGCAGAAGAGCCUAGCCAACUGCUCCAUUGAGGAUGGAGUUGACCCGGCAGGCCUCCAGGAGAAGGACCUCAGCUGCGAAGUAAAGGAUGGCGUACUGAGGAUCGGAAAGGUCUCUGCUCCUGUCUACAACCCCAACGAGAAAAUGAAGGUCCCGGAUGUGCUUUUUUAUGAAAACACUCAGCACAUGAUGCUGAUGGAGGACAUACUGAAAGACUUCCUGUUAGGGGAGCAUCUGUUGCUGGUGGGGAACCAGGGUGUGGGGAAGAACAAGAUUGCGGACAGAUUCCUACAUCUUAUGAACAGGCCAAGAGAAUACCUUCAACUACACCGGGACACGACGGUCCAAACUCUGACCCUGCAGCCCUCCGUGCGAGAUGGGAUCAUCGUUUACGAAGACUCACCCCUGGUGAAAGCAGUGAAGAUGGGCCAUAUCCUGGUGAUAGAUGAAGCAGACAAAGCCCCCACCAACGUCACUUGCAUCCUGAAGACUCUGGUGGAGAGUGGGGAAAUGAUUCUUGCAGAUGGCAGGAGAAUCGUUUCUGAUCCCACAGAGGCUGAGGGAAGGCCCGAUGCCAUUGCUAUGCAUCCAGACUUCAGGAUGCUAGUGCUCGCGAAUCGGCCAGGCUUCCCUUUCCUGGGAAAUGACUUCUUUGGGGCUCUAGGGGACAUUUUCAGCUGCCAUGCUGUGGACAACCCCAAGCCCCAGGCAGAGCUGGCUAUGCUGAAGCAGUAUGGCCCAGACGUCCCAGAUGCUCUGCUCCACAAACUAGUGGCUGCCUUUGGAGAGCUGCGCACUAUGGCAGACCAGGGUACCAUCACUUAUCCCUACUCUACCAGAGAGGUGGUCAACAUCGUCAAACAUCUACAGAAAUUUCCUGACGAGGGACUGGCCAACGUGGUACGGAAUGUCUUUGAUUUCGACUCCUACAACAAGGAGAUGCGGGAGAUCCUGAUAGCCGCCCUGCACAAGCACGGCAUUCCCAUCGGAGCCAAGCCCAGCAGCGUCCACCUGGCCAAGGAGUUGUCACUACCAGAGUGCCGGAUGACUGGAUACUGGACCACAAACCAGGCAGGCAAUGCCAGGCGCAAGUUACUGUGUCCCACUGAGUCCCGCCGAAUAGACAUCAAGGGCCCGGUGUUCCUGCGGGUUCAGGGGUACCCUAUAGAGAGGCAUGAGGCCAGAGCUCUGAGCUUCACUGAGGAGCAGACCCAUUGGCAGAUCCCCAUGAACGAGGUCAACAUAGUCUGUGACGUCACCACUGCCAAGGAUGCAAUCUACGUGGCCACAUGUAACCCCGUCUCCCUCUAUGCCAUGACGCGGCGUGGAGACACCGUUCACUGCAUGGAACUCUACGAUGUCUUCCCCCGCACCAUCAGCGGCGUCUGGCAGCCCUUCAUCACCGUGGCGCCCCUCGGUAACCCGCUGGAGGGCCAGGUGGUGCUGCACGAGGAACAGAGUAAUACAGUGCUGCACUUGGACCUGGUGACUGGGGCAGUACGGCGCCUCCUACUGUCCCAGGAGAGAGAGGAGCCACCCCCAAGAAAGACCACCAACUGGUGGAACAGCAAGGAGAGCCAGGAGAAUUUCAAAAUGUGCCGAGAAUUUGCUCAAAAGAACUGGCUGCUGUUCUACAAAGAAAAUGCGAAUCAGCUGGAUGUUCUGGAUGUGCUGGAGGGCCAUGUCCACACCAUCUCCCUUCCCAUCAACCUCAAGGCUGUUUUCCUGGUGGCUGAAGACCGCUGGCUGCUGGUUGAGAGCCAGACUGACAAGAAGUUCCUGCUGACCAAGCCCAUGCACAUGGGAGCAGAGGAUUCUGGGGUGUGCCAGCUUCAUGCCAUCAGUGAGGAUGCAGUCAGUACUGGUUUUGGGAUGACCUCAGGGGUGGACGUGACCGUCCCACAGGAGGUGUCCAGUGACCAGCUCCCCUCUGAGAAUCUGAGCGCUGCUCUGGGACAGAAGAUUGUCUCGCCCAAUCGGAUUCUGUCUGACACCGGCACCUUUGCCACGCUGAUAGUGGGCUUCCCUGACCUCAUGUCACCCAAUGAGGUGUAUAGCUUCAAGAGGAAGUCACCUCUCAGUGGAGGCAGGAGCGGUGACAUGUUUUUCGGUGGGGCGCGUCGGACGGGACCGGCCAAGAGGACCAACUGCGUGAGCCUCCUGGGGGCCAAUCAGGUGGUGCGAGCCCUGCCCCCAGGGGAUGUCCCCCUGGCUGAUAUCUAUCCUAAAGAUGUCACGCCCCCAAUGACGGCAGCCUACCUGGAGGUGGCAGACCUCAACUCCAAGAAGGUCAAAUAUAUUCCUGUUCCGAGGUCCACAACAGUCUCUCCAUAUACCUCAUGGAUCGCCAAGGUGUCUGACACAGAUGUUCUGCUGGCAUCCAUGGGCAGUGGAGGGGUGGUGACAGUGGACAUGGGUGGAUAUGUUCGGCUCUGGGAGACAGGACUAGACAGCCUACAGCGCUCCCUGUUGGAGUGGAGGAAUAUGAUUGGUGCUGAGGAUGGCCGACCUGUACAGAUUACCAUUCAGAGGGAUAGUGGUCUGGAUGUGAGCUCCCCAAAACAUGGCAAGAUAGACCUCAGUAACGCCCCUCAUGUAGGGGGAAACCAGUGGGCCGGGGGCACAGGGGGCAGAGACACGGCAGGGCUGGGCGGAAAGGGUGGACCCUACCGUCUGGACGCGGGGCACAGGGUGUACCAGGUGUCCCAGGCUGAGAAGGACGCAGUGCCGGAGGAGGUGAAGAGAGCCGCGCGGGAGAUGGCGGAAAAGGCCUUCAAAGACAGGCUGAAGCAGAUCCAGAUGAGUGAGUACGAUGCUGCCACAUACGACCGCUUCUCUGGGGCUGUCCGACGCCAGGUCCAGUCCCUGCGGAUUAUCCUGGACAGUCUACAGGCCAAAGGGAAGGAGAGGCAGUGGCUAAAGAACCAGGCCCUGGGAGAGCUGGAUGAUGCCAAGAUCAUUGACGGCCUGACAGGGGAAAAGGCCAUCUACAAGCGACGUGGAGAGCUGGAGCCAGAGCUGGGCACCCCUCAGCAGAAGCCAAAGCGUCUUCGUCUGCUGGCAGACAUUUCAGGGAGUAUGUACCGCUUCAACGGGGUGGACGGGCGUCUGGAGCGCUCCAUGGAGGCCGUGUGCAUGGUCAUGGAGGCAUUGGAGAGCUACGAGCACAAGUUCAAGUACGACAUCGUGGGACACUCAGGGGACGGCUUUGAUAUCGAGCUGGUUAGAAGUGACAAAGUUCCCAAGAACAACAAGGAGAGGCUGAAGGUCCUUAAGACCAUGCAUGCGCACUCCCAGUUCUGCAUGAGCGGUGACUACACCCUGGAGGGCACGGAGCACGCCGUCAAGGAGCUGGCCCGCGAGGAGGCCGACGAGCACUUCGUCAUCGUCCUCAGCGACGCCAACCUGGAGCGCUACGGCAUCAGCCCCGACCGCUUCGCCCGCGCGCUCACCUGCAACCCGCAGGUCAACGCUUUCGCCAUCUUCAUCGGCUCUCUGGGCGACCAGGCCGACAGGCUUCAGAAAACCCUGCCAGCAGGACGGUCUUUCGUCGCCAUGGACACCAAGCAGAUCCCACAAAUCCUGCAGCAGAUCUUCACCUCCACCAUGCUGUCAAGUGCCUGAGAAGGCCCUGCCCCCUACCCCACCCCCCCAAGGGUUCCUCACCAGCCCCCCCACAGGCCUGUCUGGCCAGCCCUGAAAUGCAACUGUUCCUAAUUUAAGCUAAAAUUGUAACUGCCUGUCACAUCGUUUUGUUUAAAGACUCAUCUCACCCCGCCUUGCCUUUUUGUCUGCAGUAAGCUCUUUCUAAGGGACAUUUGCUGAGACUUCCUCCCCAUAUUAAUGAUUACAUCUGCUAGCUGCACUCCCAGAGUCACAUGCACAUACAGUCAGCAAAGUCAAAGAUGCUGUAUGAGAGGAGCUGUUUUAAGCAUGAUAUCACUACUCCCACUAAAGUUUUGUGUGUCCUUAUGUCGCUCAGAGUGGAAAAAUGAUUGCAUCAGUGGGUGGUCGGACAAUCAGUGUUGACCACAGACUCCUUCAUCCAGAAGAAGUCCGCAGUAAAGGAUCAAUCCACUCAUCACUGGAGAAUGUGAAACAAUGGAACAGUGGAACUGAAUGUGAGAAAUGGGCUCUGCUGUGUGUCCUAAAGUAUAUCAGAAUUUGUCUGAAGUGUGUUAUUUCUUCCAUACUAUGUAACGGAAAUGUACGUCAUAACAUAAAUUGUCAUAUACGUGACCUGAACCAUUGUUGCUAUGAAUACUAAUAAUUGAAGUAAAUUCUCAGGUGAAUCAGCUUGUUUCGCAGUGUGUACAUGAUGUGAUUUUGACCGUGAUCCUGUCCCUGUAAUAACGCAUGGCCUUGGUAAAUAGGAGAGGGUUUUGUGUAAGACAUUGUUCGGCCUUGGUGUGGGGCUGGGCUUACCCAGUGUUCUCACCGCCUUGUGAAGAGGUGGCAUCUCCAUCUGCUUAUAAUCAUCAGUAGAGAUCCAAAAUGGUGCACCCUACACCUCCACUCCCAGAUUGCUCUCAUAAAUCUCUUCUCCAUUCCUAGGAAGCCUUAGUCAAGGGAAGAGUUCCUAAGUGCAGUUGUACACCAUGGUCCUUAGACAGCAUCACAGUGAUCCAUUCAGUGUCCACAUCAUCAUCACCAAA
Molecule: messenger RNA, 6827 nt
Organism: Megalops cyprinoides (Indo-Pacific tarpon)
Lineage: Eukaryota; Metazoa; Chordata; Actinopteri; Elopiformes; Megalopidae
Gene: vwa8
Product: von Willebrand factor A domain containing 8
Exons: 45
Coding region: 106-5796 (1896 amino acids)
Cellular component (GO): cytoplasm
Molecular function (GO): ATP hydrolysis activity; ATP binding
Source: RefSeq, a predicted model, not a curated record